Molecule: messenger RNA, 2370 nt
Organism: Aspergillus sclerotioniger CBS 115572
Lineage: Eukaryota; Fungi; Ascomycota; Eurotiomycetes; Eurotiales; Aspergillaceae
Exons: 2
Coding region: 280-2283 (667 amino acids)
Cellular component (GO): fungal-type vacuole membrane; TORC1 complex
Source: RefSeq, a predicted model, not a curated record
GACUCAGCUCGGGACUGUCUCUCAUUGCUUUUGCUGUGCGUGCUGGCUGGCUGGCGUGCUUACCUGCCUGCCUCUCUCAGACCCGCCCGCCAAUAUUUUCUGCAGCGCCAGGCUGCUGUUGUGACACCGGGGCUGCUUCAGACGCCCUCCAAUCGCCUCGAUCGCUAUUCUUCCGACUGCUGCUCGUCACCCGAUCCGGCGCUGGUUCCCGUGGCCCGUUGGGACGCCCUUGCCUUAAACCCUGCCUUGCCUUGCCUCGCCUCGCCUGUGAUUGCCGCCAUGCCGACCUCCAACACCUCCUCCCCCGUUAAGCGCCCGGGGCUGGGCCGCCGCGCUGUCUCCUCCCAUGCCGUUGUCACGCGCUCCUCCUCUUCGACCCAAGGCGAGCUUGCUCACUCCCAUUCCUCCAACCCCCAAAAAUCUACCCAUAGGCCACAUCGCCCCCAUCUUGUCGGUGGUGGUCGCAAUCAUCACCGCAAUCCUUCCUUUGGAAAGAAUUUAAACAAACUGCAGCGACACCAAUCCGCCCAGCAAAUCGUUACGGAAGGAUCCGCCCGCCUGCAUCAACGCAAGAAGUCCGCGCCUCCGACGCCUGCUGCUGUGACGCCCGCUGCAAGCCCGCGUGGGCAGCACGUCCGCUGGGAUGGGGUGUUGGACGAACCUCACCGCAGCACCGGUUCAAUGAAAAAGAAUUACUCCAGUCCGGCUCUCCGACGGAAUACUUCGGUUGUUUUGGGGAAGAAGGCUUUGGUCACGGACCGUCCUCACACCAGUUCCGGGAAGAAGAAGACCGUGGGCUUCGAGCUGGCAGAUUCCGACAACGACGACGCUGACUGGGAAGAUACUACACAGUCACCUGAAAGCACACGGCGCAGCUCUGUUGCACAAUCGAAAGAAAGUGUGGAGAAUCCUGCUGUGCUGGUAGACCCCCUUACCUUCGUCAAACGCUCUUACCCGCAGUUCCCCCGAGCAACCAGCCUCCCAGAGUCAACCAGUAAGAGUUUUGGUGACGACCAUCUAUCGGACGACGACGACGACGAACACGACGACGACGAUACUGCUACACAACGGCCUUCCGAUUUGGAGGAGAGAACCGACGAUUCCAGUCGCGCUCUCGACCACGCUGAUAUCGCAGCCCGUUUGCUAAGCCCGUCGCACUCCGCAAAGGCGCCCCCCGCCAUGUCUUCCAUAUCGGCUACGGUGAAGCCGACUGUGGUGGAUUCGCUUUCUCGCAACGCCUCCCUGACCAACUUGGCUUCUGGGCAUGAUGGCGCACGGCGCCCACUGUCCUCGUCCCACACUACAUUGGCGAAUACUCCUGGUAAUCACACGCAGGCUACGUCGUCAUCUAUCGAAGGUGGUGUUUCCAAGUUUAUCAUUAACAACAAGACUGGGUCUCACGCUUUUUCUCGUGCCGACUCUGAUCCAAAUACUCCGUCUUCUUUCCUGCCGCACUAUCACCCUCAAACGCCGCCAUCCCCGAAUCGCGCCACAAGCUCGAGGAGAGCACGAGCCUCGCCACCUUCGAGACCUCCAGGUGCCGAGCCCCAUUCCCGCACACAGCAGAAGCUUUGGUUACAGCGCACUGCAGCACUCAACACUUCGCCGCCUGACGGCCAUGGGGUGUCAACGACAGUGUCUCCAGCAGCGAUAGACCCCGCCUUUGCUGUAACCCACGCACGACCUGGCACCGGGCCAUUUGAACCCGGCAGGGCACUUGUUAACGGGCCUUCCAGGGCAAGUGGGACAGUGCAUGACAAUGAAGUCAAACAUAUCCGCAAAGCGUACGAGAAGACGGCUUUGGAACUGACCGUCGUACGACGGUUCCAGUCCCCCACCGGUGACAGCUUUAACCGUUUGAACGCCAUCCUCAAUGACUUCAAAGGUGCCAGCUCUGGCCUGGAGCAACGCGCAUCGCUUGGCAAGCCGAUCAAGUCAGCACCAGCACUAACACUUCUGCAAGACGAAAGGCAACAAGGCGUAGGCCGCCGUAGCGCUAGCCCUGAGCCAAGACAACUUGUGGGGAGAAGAGACCAAGAAAUGCACACAUCAGUCUCCCAGGCUUAUCUACAAGACCCGGAUGACCUUGUGAAUGAAUCAACCGAUGCAGGCCCGGGGCACAAGUCUCAACACCCGUCCCACCGCAUAUUGUCCACAUCCGACGAGCCUGUCCAUGGCAGUUCGGCCCCCGACGACAUCCCUGAAGACACGCUUCUUGCUAAUGAGGCAGAGAUGAUGAUCCGUCGCAUGUGGGAAAGCCGCGAAGUAGCCUCUGCCGGCUAAUUCAACCGUGGCGUUCAGGGCUGCAUGUUGUAGCGCAUAGGGUCGUUCCGGAGUUUAAGAUUCUGCGCAAAUUGCGUCGUGAUGAGG